GGGUUGGAAGGCGGGGACCCGGAAGAGAAGUGGCUCUCAGCUGUGCUCUAGCUGUUCUUUCUUCUCUAACUGGAGGCAGAGUGGCAGAACAUGACGGGCAGCCGGCACCAUCAUGUUUCAGUUUUUUGUUGGUUUUGCACUUGGCAAUGUAGUUGGGAUGUAUUUGGCGCAGAACUAUGAUGUUCCGAACAUUGCAAAGAAGAUAGAAGACAUCAAGAGAGAUGUGGAAGCUAGAAAAAAGCCUCCUAGUGACAAAUGAUGUUGGCCUAGCCACCUCUGUAUUGUGUAGAUGAUGUAGUUUGCAGAUGCCAAACCUUAAAGUGGUGUUUGUGGAUUUCCUCCAGGUUUAGUCUUGAAGAACUAGACUGCCCUCAAGCUGAAGUGUUACCAGAUCCAUGGGACCUUCCAAUGCUUUCUGUAUAUUUGACUGCUUCUUCUCUCUCUUUUUUAACCCAUGUGUAAUAAGAAAAACAAAGCAGAGAGACAGAGAGAUUGGACUAUUGUUCUCAGUGUUUUUGUUGAAUAAUAUUUUGUAUUCAGUAUUCAUGUGAUUUUGGCAUAGAGUAAUGAAAUUCCUAUAAUUAUUCCAACACAACAGUCAAUAAUGGUCUGGUUGUUACAUUGACUCAUGAAAGAAAUUAAAAGUACACCCACAGAUAGAAAUAUUAAUUUAUUCAGUAACACAGCUUUACGGUACUUUUUGUACAGCUGAUUUGUAACAUACCAAAUCAUUGAUAAAAGUCCUUGUCUUUUUGUUCUCUGAA
Messenger RNA from Rhineura floridana, 764 nucleotides. RefSeq names its product short transmembrane mitochondrial protein 1 (gene STMP1). Bases 113 to 259 code for a protein of 48 amino acids. The record is from RefSeq and is a predicted model, not a curated record. NCBI's taxonomy places the organism in Eukaryota, Metazoa, Chordata, Lepidosauria, Squamata, Rhineuridae. The transcript is spliced from 3 exons.